AUGACUGGUCCUUUGCCUCUGUUCCUAACUCUGCUGGCCGCACAAGUGAGCCUUGUGCGGUCAGCCACGCCACCACAUCUUCCCGCAAACCUAACUGCGCUCCCAUAUGAUCCAAGGCCAGCACCAUCGUACAUGGUGGACAACCAGCACAACUAUUACCACACUGCACCUGACAAGGGAAAGCAGAACGGCCCAGUAUGGCGUUACUCGGGUAGCCUGGAAAAGUUCAUGACCAACCUUGGCAAAGGAACCGUGAUCCGCGGGGGUUAUGCCGGCUUUAACGGGACCAAGAAGACCAAUUUCAAGGCACCAAAAAAACGGCAGUCUUCGGAUGACUACUGGCUGACAACUCUUGGGCCUUUGGGAGCUCAACCUCUGGCUGGUGGAAACGAUUACCAAUUUUUCCGCAAUGUUGUCGACGACUUUGGAGCCGACAACUCUGGAGAUACAGACACAACCGAGGCUCUCAACGCAGCCACGCGAUGCGGUGAAGAGUGUGGCAACACCUUCUCACAAGGUGCCAUUGUCUACUUUCCGCCUGGCACGUACAAAAUCUGCUCUCCUGUGAUCCAAUAUUAUUAUACACAAUUCAUUGGAGAUCCCAAUGACAUGCCUACGAUCAAAGGCUGUGAUACCUUUGCGGGCAUCGCACUAUUUGACACGGAUCCGUACAUUCCUCUUGAAUCUGGGGCUCAGUGGUAUGUGAACCAGAACCAGUUCUUCCGCCAGAUUCGCAAUUUCGAGUUCGACCUUACCGAUAUGCCCGAGUCGACAGCGGAUCAAGGACAAGAUCUGGUGCCAACAGGCAUUCACUGGCAAGUAGCUCAGGCCACCUCCCUGCAGAAUCUCAUCUUCAGCAUGCCAACAACGAGCACUACAACAGCCGUUGGUAUCUUUUCUGAGAAUGGCAGUGGUGGUUUUGUGUCUAACCUCAUCUUUGACGGCGGCAACAUUGGUUGGCGCGCAGGUUCGCAGCAAUACACGGCUCGCAACCUGCAGUUCAAUUUCUGUAAUACUGCCAUUCAAAUGGUCUGGGAUUGGGGCUGGACUUGGCAGCAGAUUGACAUUAAUGGCGGCUCCAUUGCUUUUAACAUCUCUGGUAUCGGAGGAGACACGGGCCAGGGAACUGGCAGUGUGUCCAUUAUUGAUACUAUCAUCACCGGAACAAAGGUGGGCAUCCUGACCAACAACGCUGGAACGUCUCCCAACAUUGUACUAGACAACACUGUCUUUGAUGGAGUUACCAGUCCUGUCUUGAUUGAUGGUGGCAGCACGCUGCUGUCGGGCAACUCUGAUUUGUGGGCAACAGGCAAGCGAUACAACGGAUCAGCUGGCUCAUCACAGACCGGCGACGUGAUGGCACCAGCCAAGGCCAAGGGACUGCUGGAUUCCAAGGGCUUCCUCUAUGUGCACGGAGGAUGCAAGAACGAUGGCUCUGGUGACCAGCAAUCCUGUAUCAACUCUUUCUUGCAAAAGGCCGUGAGUGGGGGCAAGAUUGCCUACUUCCCGGCUGGCAUCUACACGAUCCAGGGUUCAGGCUUCUACUUCAGUGACAUGCACGACCCUAAGGUCAUGAUACAGGUUGGCAAAGAAGGUGACGUCGGCACCAUGGAGAUUGUCGAGAUGCUGUUCUCAGUCAAAGGCAACACGGCUGGCGCCAUCCUAAUGGAAUGGAAUACAGCAGCGUCCGAUCAAGGAGCGGCUGGCAUGUGGGAUUCACAUUUCCGCGUCGGAGGUGCCCUGGGAUCGGAUCUAGAUCUCGCGACAUGUCCCAAGUUUAGUGAGAAUCCUGAGUGUAUUGCAGCAUCACUCAUGUUCCACGUUACGCCUCAAGCCAACGGCUAUUUUGAGAACGUAUGGGCUUGGGUUGCGGAUCACGACAAUGACCAGUCCAUCUUCAACCAGCCAGACUCGACCAUCACGCAAGUUGCCAUCUUUGGUGCCCGUGGUAUGCUCAUCGAGUCUCAGGGUCCAUCGUGGUUCUAUGGCAGCGGCUCUGAACACUCGGUGCUGUACAACUAUCUGCUCAGCGGAGCCAAGAACGUCUACAUGGGGCACAUUCAAACAGAAUCGCCUUAUUUCCAACCAGUUCCGGGUGCUCCAGCUCCCUUUGAUGCUGCUGCAAGCUUUCCAAAUGAUCCUGACUUUAGCCACUGCAAUUUCACAGCUGAUACGGAUAAUGAGCAGUGUCGCUAUUCCUGGGGCCUGCAGAUUAUUGACUCAACCGAUGUCACCAUCCACGGUGCUGGGCUGUACAGUUUCUUCAACGCCUUUUACAAAGAUUGUGAGGACACAAGAAACUGCCAGGAGAGCAUCCUCGAAGUCAAGGGUUCGACGGGUGUCGUCAUCUACAACCUGUUUACUGUGGCUACCGUCGACAUUGCAAACGGAAUUGACGGUACCAAGAUCCUCCAGAGCGAUGGGAACCAGCGCGGCUACACAACUGAGGUCAGUGUAUGGCUGCCGCUUCCUGGAGCUGAUAAUGUCAACAUUGUGUGGGUUGGCACCGAUAUAUGGCAAACUCCGACGGUGUCCUGCUCGUCAGCGCCUUGCAUGUUGAUUCUACCUACAAGCUCGCUGGCAUCAAACACCACAAUUUCGCCGAGCCAGUAUGUUACCUCGUUUGAAUACGGUGGAAUCGGGCCCACGUCCAUUGCCGGCAUUGGUACUACAAGUGUCUUCAAGACGACCACUACGACAGUCACCAUCACAAUCCCGACCAUUGUCACUGGCGGCAUCCCCUACUCCAACGUCAAUAUGACUGGGACGGGUCCAACACCCGUCACCAUCUAUCCCAGCGUCAACAUCCCGCCCGUCAACGUUCCCUUGCCCGAUGGCAGUGGUGGCACAACUACACGCAAAGUCACGCUCCCGCCGUGGCCAGAAGUCAACGGCGGGCCCGGCUCAGAGAUCUUCACAGACCCAGGAACGGAACCGGGACAGAGCUCUGGUACUUCUGGCAGCUCUGGUGGCAGCUCGGGCAGCAGCACGACUUAUUACACUCCUCUGGGUUUCCCUGUCACAAUACCGAAGGCCACUGUUACGACAGUAACAUUCCCAGCUUCAACAGGAGCCAUUACAAUUUCGUGCCCGGCUACAACGUCUGUCGUGUUCAAGACACCUGCUAUUGCUGUUGGAACUACGUGUACCAACUCUAACCCUUUGACACUGUACUUUGCCUGCCCAACCACAAAGGUCUUCACAUUCCUUGCAGCUACUACGGCUGAAGCUUCGGUGGACUGCUCUCUGGUAACAUCAUGGAGCACUGGACAGGCCGACUCUACGACGCCGUUGCCCGUCUUUGCCACAUGGCCGCCCUUCGGCCAGAUUGUUCCUGUCACGACAAGCGUCAGCAAGCCCCAGCCCACCGACGAUGGCGUGGUUGUGCCCUGUACCGCCUGGUUCUUCUUCAUCUGCAUCUCAUGGGGCAUCUACGGACCUGGUCCUCCACCCGUCGGCCUGAUCAGAUGGCCUCCUGGUGUUACUAUUAAAGGAAAUCUGCCAGAUUGGCCUAAGAUCACCAUUGGUGAAGACAAUCAGCUUACAACUGAUGAUGAGCCUGAGUGUCAGACAGAGACAGCUGAGGCAUGCAUCACUACGACGUUUGUCUCGGCUUCGACAACGCUCUCGUCAGCUUCAACAUGCGAGACCAUCUCGGGCUGUUCCAUCACCGUAUCCGACUCUUCCACUACUGACGUCGUCGGCACACAAACGCCCGCACCUAUUGGUACCUGGUACGAUGAAGUCUGGUCUACCGAUGACUUGGGCCAAGCCUACACCAACUCUGUUCUCUCAGUGUUGAGCGCCAGCCUCGCCGCCGCCAGAGCCAGUUCUGGAGGAACAACCAUCAGCUUCACUUCAGGCCCCACGGCCGGACCAACAUGCAAGGGCGGCACAGCAGCUUGCGGAGGAACAAUAUGCUCUGGAUACUGGUGUACGCCCAGUCCUACAGGGUAUCCGCCUGGCUAUCAGGAUCCCAAGGAUCCCAGCUCGGGAGGAUAUUCGGCGCCCACGACAAGCAUUGGCUCAAGCACCUCAUCCAAGCCAAUUCAGAGCAGCAGCACCCGCUCAUGUACUGCCACUGAUAUGUGCAACUGCGACGAAGAUGGAUGUGACGAGUGCUCGCCUGCCUGUUGUGCCAACGGCACGUGUCCAACAUCGAGCUCAAAGCCUCCUCCGGCGUCUUCGAGUGCCGAUCCUUGUGCCAACUUUGAUUGUCGGGCUUGUGGAUCUCCAUUUGAUGACCCUUGCUAUGUCACUUCUUGGCACAGGGGUAGCUCAGCGUCAUCAUUUGCCCCUACCUCAACCAAUCAAGGUAGCGUUUCCUAA
Molecule: messenger RNA, 4329 nt
Organism: Trichoderma breve
Lineage: Eukaryota; Fungi; Ascomycota; Sordariomycetes; Hypocreales; Hypocreaceae
Product: pectate lyase superfamily protein domain-containing protein
Exons: 8
Coding region: 1-4329 (1442 amino acids)
Molecular function (GO): polygalacturonase activity
Source: RefSeq, a predicted model, not a curated record